Molecule: messenger RNA, 1311 nt
Organism: Acaulospora colombiana
Lineage: Eukaryota; Fungi; Glomeromycota; Glomeromycetes; Diversisporales; Acaulosporaceae
Source: the annotation of a GenBank genome assembly
AUGCAGGAAGUGGUGUCGCAUCGCCAAUUCUAUACUCUGGAAGGCACCGAAUCUCAGCAGCUUUUGUAUGAGAGUGGAAUUCCUCUUACAUCAGCUCUGGACACACCACCGAUAUUCGAUUACCCGGCAUUUUUAAACAUCUUGGAAUAUAAAUGUUUAUAUGUAGCGGCACACAAUUGGCUAAGUAAACAGGGAAUGGAGGAUAUUGAAGUUUAUGAAAAUGACCGUCUUGGUCAUUGUCAUCUAUAUUUACUUGUCAAUGAACUUUGCAAGCUGUUCAUGAGCAGAUGCACCGCCCUCGAGAAUAUUAGUUUCGAUGACCCAGAUGGCAAUCGACUCGAGGUAAAUUUUGUGAUCAACCUACCGCAACUGCCAAGAGCCGAAACGGCACUGGCAAACCUAUAUUCUUUCGGAUGCGUUGGUUGUCACGAACCUAAAAUUACGAUGAAAGCCGCCCAAAUUUGCAAGUUCAUCAAAGUGUUCUAUAUCGACUGUUGCUGUACGGAUAACGAAGGGGUGGCUACACUCAUCGAAAGUCAAAAGAUUCCGCUGGAAGGAAUUUUUAUCGAGUUUAGAGGAAAUCGAGUGGAUCUACCGAGACUCAAGGAAGCAUUUCAGAACAAAGGUCAACAUCUCAAAUGGAUGUCCAUAAAAUGCUUGAACUUUCCGCUGGACAUUUUCGGCAGUUGCGCGAAACUUUCGGAGCUGUGGUUGAGUGGAAAUUUUAAUGUGGCACCCGAGACUCUUGAAAAAUUUGUGAAUUUUCAAUUCCCAAACCUAAAGGAGAUUCACAUAAUCAUAGAUGCCGUUCAUAUUAACCAAAUUAUAACAUUAAUUAUGAAUAGUCAUAAAAAUAUUGAAAUAAUCGAGUUUCGAUGGCGUUUCGCCUUGGAUUCCUAUAACCUUACGGCAUAUACCGAAUCCAUCAUAAAUUAUUGCCCACUAAUGACAUCCUAUAAGGGAUUUUACUCUGCCGAGAAAGUGUCUUAUCUGCCCUCGUUGUUUAAAGUGUGUCAGGGACUGACAGAAUUUCGAAUUAUAUGGAGCUCAGGGAAUAAUUGCGAUAUUAGCGAAGUUUUGGUUAGAUUGGGUAAAGUUUUGCCAAGCAAAUUGAUAAGAUUUUCGCUGCCGUCAAAUUGGAGUUGCACCGCCGAAGCGCUGGAGUCUUUUUUGGAGGAUUGUGCAAAGCAAUUGACGAAACCGUUGUUAAUUGGUAUGUACGAUCGAACUUUUGAGCACAGUGAACUUUUUGAUCGAUACGUGGAGAGGAAUGUCCUUGGGGGUGUCCUUCCUGAGCUUUAUACACUUUAG